GAGCCAGCAGUCAGGUGACAGAGGACGAUGUGCAGGAGCUCCUCUCACUGGCCUCCACCUGCAGGAUGUGACGACAUCCAUUCACCCCCAAUGUGUGUGUGGAUGCACGCAGCGUCAUGGCCGUUUGCGUCGUAUUACCUCAAAUGUCCGUCCUCUGGCUUACCUUGCUCACGUGCGGUCUUCAGGUGCAGGGCCAAGGCGACGUAUUUGUGCGAGCGCCGGCCGCAAGCGACAUCUUCCUGCGCUCCAAACGAGCCAACAUGUUCUUAUUGGAGGAGAUCCUGCAAGGCAACCUGGAGCGGGAGUGUUAUGAGGAAAGGUGCACGUACGAGGAGGCCUUGGAGUACUUUGAAGACAACGCCAAGACGCUCGCCUUCUGGACCGUUUACUUUGACGGGGACCAGUGUGUGCCCAACCCCUGUCUUCACGGGGGGAAUUGCACCGACAAGGUAGGUGGCUUCAACUGUUCCUGCAGACCCCCCCACUAUGGAGCGUUCUGCCAACUGGGGGCCUCGGCCGAGAUGAACAGCCCAGAAGAUGACGCGGAGGUGCAGAAGAGACCACGGCUGGCCGCAGGGAUGAUGCCGUGUCCCACCGGGGGCCCCAACAUGUGUCACCAGCUGUGUACGGUGACCCCGUACAGGUUCAGCUGCUCCUGCGUGGAGGGCUUCAGACUGCAGAGCGACGAGCAGACCUGCCUGCCUGAAGUGGAGUUUCCGUGUGGGCGACUCCCUGGCCCCCCCACCUCAGCACCAAUGUGUCACCAUGGAAACUGUCCCUGGCAGGCGGUGCUGCUGGACAGUGGAGGAGAAGAACUUUGUGCCGGCGUGCUCUUGGGUCGGCGCUCCGUCCUCAUUUCUGCCCAAUGCCUCCUGCAGGAAUCUGACCCCCAACCCUCUAACUUCUUAGUUGUCACGGGUAACAGGGGCACCGUGAUGUCAGUCAAAGCGUUUUACAUCCACAAACGGUACCUUGAGAACCAGCCUGACUACAACCUGGCCUUCCUGGAGCUGACCCACCCCCUGUCCUUGGGCACCUCCCAGCUCCACCUGUGUCUGCCCACCAAAGAUUUCAGCGAAAACAUCCUCAUGAAUUCCGGGAGAGUUGGAGUCGCAGCAAUCAUGAACCAGGACUUGGACCAGAACCUGGUCUACAUGAGUUUGGACGAGUGUCGCCGUCAGCUGAACGUCUCUCUUCCACUCAACAAUAAAAUGUUCUGCAUGAGGAGUCGGAGUGAACAAAGGAGGAGGUAUCAUCAGAACCAAAGCCAGAGAACGCAGAGUGAAGGUGGUCUAGCCCUCAAGUCCAGAGACCGCCCAUGUGGGGGUGUGUUGUCUGGUAUGCCGGUGGCGACCAUGGAGCGGGGCACGGCCUUUCUGACAGGACUGCUCAUGUUGCCACCUCAAGGCUGUCCUCCUAACGGGCUGGCCUUCACCAGGGUGUCUCGGCACCUGGUCUGGAUCAGGUCACAAUUGGAGGCCAUUGAGGACCACAUGACCACAGAAGCCCCCAAAAUGAAAAAGACUAACUAAACAAACUUUGUCCAAUUUCUGAUUAUAAAGAUGUUGAAAAGAUGGUCAAAUAAAGAGGAUCUAAGAUUA
This is a messenger RNA of Nerophis ophidion (straightnose pipefish), 1601 nucleotides long. It is a transcript of the gene prozb, whose product is annotated as protein Z, vitamin K-dependent plasma glycoprotein b. Gene Ontology annotation, cellular component: extracellular region. Gene Ontology annotation, biological process: proteolysis; blood coagulation. Gene Ontology annotation, molecular function: serine-type endopeptidase activity; calcium ion binding. NCBI's taxonomy places the organism in Eukaryota, Metazoa, Chordata, Actinopteri, Syngnathiformes, Syngnathidae. The transcript is spliced from 8 exons. The record is from RefSeq and is a predicted model, not a curated record. The coding region runs from base 117 to 1532 and encodes 471 amino acids.